Messenger RNA from Uranotaenia lowii, 1374 nucleotides. Its product is annotated as succinate--CoA ligase [ADP/GDP-forming] subunit alpha, mitochondrial-like. Gene Ontology annotation, cellular component: succinate-CoA ligase complex (ADP-forming); mitochondrion. Gene Ontology annotation, biological process: tricarboxylic acid cycle. The record is from RefSeq and is a predicted model, not a curated record. Gene Ontology annotation, molecular function: succinate-CoA ligase (GDP-forming) activity; succinate-CoA ligase (ADP-forming) activity. Bases 137 to 1120 code for a protein of 327 amino acids. NCBI's taxonomy places the organism in Eukaryota, Metazoa, Arthropoda, Insecta, Diptera, Culicidae. The transcript has 5 exons.
UUUUCGGUGUAUUCGAUUGCGUCUGAUUGAGAGCACGGCUACGUACGUCAUCCGUCCCAUCUGUCAGCAGCUCAUUUCCUUUUAUCAGUGUGAUAGCGGAUACUGCCUAUUUCAAUAAUAAAAAUACAUUUCCGAAAUGGCUGCUAGCGCACGAAUUUUUUCCCGAGUUAAAGAUAGCGUUGCUGUUGGCAUACGAUUUGCUAGCUAUGAAGCUACAAGAAAAAACUUAAAACUCAAUUCUAACUCAAAAGUCAUAUGUCAAGGAUUUACCGGGAAGCAAGGAACUUUCCAUUCUCAGCAAGCCAUUGAAUAUGGAACAAAAUUAGCAGGAGGAGUUUCUCCCGGCAAGGGAGGACGAACUCAUUUGGAUUUACCGGUAUUCAACUCGGUGAAGGAAGCAAAAGCAGCAACAGGCGCAGAAGCUACUGUUAUUUAUGUUCCACCUCCAGGUGCGGCAAAAGCGAUCUUGGAAGCUCUUGAAGCUGAAAUGCCUUUAAUCGUUUGCAUAACUGAAGGAAUUCCACAACAUGAUAUGGUGAAAGUUAAGCACGCUCUUCUAACUCAAGAUAAGUCACGCCUGGUUGGUCCUAACUGUCCAGGAAUAAUUGCACCGGAACAGUGUAAAAUUGGAAUCAUGCCCGGACACAUUCACAAGCGUGGAAAAAUUGGGGUUGUUUCUCGUUCCGGAACUCUUACUUACGAAGCUGUACACCAAACAACGGAGGUCGGUUUAGGUCAGACUCUUUGUGUCGGCAUCGGUGGAGAUCCUUUCAAUGGAACAGAUUUUAUCGAUUGCCUUGAAGUAUUUAUCAAAGAUCCUGAUACUAAAGGUAUCAUUCUGAUUGGUGAAAUUGGAGGUGUAGCUGAGGAAAAAGCUGCCGACUAUUUGAUGCAGUACAACCAGGGUAUCAAGGCAAAACCUGUAGUUUCAUUUAUCGCUGGCCUUUCGGCACCACCAGGACGACGUAUGGGUCAUGCUGGAGCUAUCAUUUCCGGUGGAAAAGGAGGCGCUCAAGACAAAAUCAAUGCCCUAGAAAAAGCGGGUGUCAUUGUUACGAGAAGUCCGGCUCAGAUGGGUAGAGAACUUUUCAAGGAAAUGAAGAGAUUAGAACUGGUCUAAAGUGUAACUUAACAUAUUGGAUAGCGUUGCAUAUUCUCAUUUUUAUUUGUAAAAAAUUGGUAAACGAUACUAAUAAUAAAAGUUCUUCUAGAAAAAUAUCUGCUGAUAUAUGUAAACAUGUAUAAAUGUGUAUGUUACGUUCAGAAAAUCUCGCUUAGGGAUGAAUUAUCCGAAAGGAUGAAAUGAAAAAAAACUCGUACGAAAACGAUUAAAUAAAUGGCAAUUGUCUCUUGAAAGCUUGUCCAAGCGUCCAA